AUGCUGUCCCCUCAGAGGGCUUUACUCUGCAAUCUCAACCACAUCCACCUCCAGCAUGUCUCCCUGGGCCUGCACCUGUCCCGCCGCCCUGAGCUCCGGGAGGGGCCCUUGAGCACAUCCCCUCCCCCCGGGGACACCGGGGGCAAGGAGAGCCGGGGGCCCUGCAGCGGGGCCCUGGUGGACGCCAAUUCCAACAGCCCAGCUGUGCCCUGCCGAUGCUGCCAGGAGCACGGGCCAGGCUUAGAAAACCGGCAGGACCUAGCACAGGAGGAAGAGGGGGCCGCCUCUCCCUCGGACCCGGGCUGCUCCUCUUCUCUCAGCUCCUGCUCCGAUCUUAGUCCCGAUGAGUCCCCCAUCUCGGUGUACUCGCGGGGCCUCCCUGGCGACGAGGAUGUCCACCCUCAGCCCAGCAUCAUCCCCCUGGAGCAGGGAUCCCCACUGGCUUCCGCAGGCCCUGGCGCCUGCUCUCCGGACAGCUUCUGUUGCUCGCCCGAUUCCUGCUCCGGAGCAUCCUCCCCACCGGGCCUUGGCCUGGACUCCAACUGCAACGCCCUGACCACCUGCCAGGACCCCGCUUCCCCAGGGCUAGAGGAAGAGGACGACGGUGGGGAGCAGGACCUCCCUGCCUCCGAGCUCCCAGAGGCGGAUGAUGGGAAAGCCGACGCUGGGAGAACGGAGCCCAGUUGGAAAAUCAACCCCAUUUGGAAAAUCGACAGGGAGACAACUGACGCGGGCUGGAAAACCACGGAGAACAAUAACUCCGGCUGCACAAUCGGUGGGAAUACUAACUCUAGCUGGAAAACGGAACCUGGAAAACUCGACUCCAGUUGGAAAAGCAACACAGGAAUAACUGACUGCAGCUCGAAAACAGAUGCGGGGAAAACUGAUGCGGGGUGGCGGAGUGACGUCAGCGAGGAGCCGGCGUCCCACCGGACAAUCACGUCCUUCCACGAGCUGGCCCAGAAGCGCAAGCGGGGCCCGGGGCUGCCCCUGGUGCCGCAGGUCAAGAAAGACCGCAGCGACUGGCUCAUCGUCUUCUCGCCCGACAGCGAGCUGCCCCCCAGCGGCUCGCUGGGCGGCUCCCCGGCACCGCCCCGGGAAGUCACCACCUUCAAGGAGCUCCGCUCCCGGAGCCGGGCCCCGCCCCCGCCGGUGCCGCCCCGGGACCCUCCGGCCGUCUGGGCCUUGGUGCCGCCCCGGCCCCCGCCCCCGCCCGUGCCGCCGCGGAGAAGGAAGAACCGGCCGGGUCUGCAGCCCAUCGCAGAGCGGCCGCCCGAGGAGGGCAGGGCGGGCAGCCCCGCGGCGGGCCAGGAGGCCCCCGCCGCCCGGGAGCCCGAGGAGUCGGGCGCGCAGGCCGGCCGUGCGGCCCGGAAUUCCUGGUCGUUCGCCGGCGCCCCCGGGGCCCAGCGACGGUGGAUGGCAGAAGCCCAGAGCGGGACUGGCCAGCUGCAGGAGCAGAAGAAAGGGCUCCUGAUAGCCGUGAGCGCCUCCGUGGAUAAGAUCAUCUCGCACUUUGGGGCCGCCCGGAACUUGGUUCAGAAGGCCCAGUUGGGGGAUAGCCGGCUGAGCCCAGAUGUGGGGCACCUGGUGCUGACCACCCUCUGUCCGGCCCUGCACGCCCUGGUGGCCGACGGGCUGAAGCCCUUCCGGAAGGAUCUCAUCACUGGGCAGCGCAGGACCAGCCCCUGGAGCGUGGUGGAGGCGUCGGUGAAGCCAGGCGCCAGCAGCCGCGCGCUGGGGACCCUGUACAGCCAGGUCAGCCGCCUGGCCCCGCUGAGCAGCAGCCGCAGCCGCUUUCACGCCUUCAUCCUGGGCCUCCUCAACACGAAGCAGUUGGAGCUGUGGUUUUCCAGCCUCCAGGAGGAUGCAGGCCUGCUGUCCCUCUUGUACCUGCCCACGGGAUUCCUGUCCUUGGCUCGGGGUGGCUGCCCGGCCCUGUCCGCGGAGCUGUUGCUCCUGCUGCAGCCGCUCUCGGUGCUCACCUUCCACCUGGACCUGCUCUUUGAGCACCACCACCACCUGCCCCUGGGACCGUCCCCCGCCGCUUCGGCCCCGGGCUCGCCCCCCGCCCUGCGGCAGACGGUGCACGCCGUGCUGCACUGGGGGGGGCGGCUGGCCCAGAGCCUUCGGGGGGCUUCCGGGGAGACCCCUCCGGGCCCUUCGGCUCCCGCCGGCGCCCCCACGCCAGGCAGCUGGUGGGAGCAGCUGACCCAGGCCUCCCGGGUCUACGCCUCCGGGGGCGCCGAGGGCUUCCCCCUUCCCCGGUGGAGGUCGUGGGGUCCUCGGACGGCGGCUGGAGGCCCACGGGAGAGGCCCGUGCCCGCAGAGGACACCGCCCCGGGCCAAGGCGUGUGGCUGGGGAGGCUGUUUGGAGUGCCCGGGGGCCUCACGGAAACUGACGGAGGAACCGGGAAGUCCAGGAGACCAUCCAGCUGGCUGCCCCCGACAGUGAGUGUGUUGGCUCUGGUGAAGCGGGGGGCACCUACCGAGCCUCUCUUGCCUCCUGAGGAGCUUGAGGCCUCCGGUGCCGGCCUGGUGCAGACCCACAGGGCCGUCCGCGCGCUCUGCGACCACACCGCGGCAGGACCCGACCAGCUCAGCUUCAGGCGCGGGGAGGUGCUGCGAGUGGUCGCCACCGUGGACGAGGACUGGCUCCGCUGUGGGCGGGAUGGCGCGGAGGGGCUGGUGCCCGUGGGCUACACCUCUCUGGUCCUCUAGGCCGAGCCCCUGUCCCGUCCGUUCUCCCUCCUGCGCCCUGGGAAUGGAACGGCCCCGGGGCCACGGACCUGUGCACACCGAUGGCCGCAGAAGUGUCUGCCCCGCCGCAAAAUGACUCUUCCCCUUCCCCACGGCCAUGUCUGCGAAUGGGAAACCAACUUUCCUUUUUCCCUCUCGUGCCAUCUGUAAGGUGAAAUCUGCUCUUCUUCGAAAUGUGAAAAGGAGUCUCCCUCCAUCUCUCUCCUCUCCCCCCCUGCACAAGGAAACGUCUCCCUUCCCAUCUACACAGUGGAAACCGCUCCCCUCUGCCUCCUUCCUCUGUGACUGGACUGGGCCAGUGCGCCUCGGAUCCCGAGACUGGAAGGGCCUCGAGUGCCCUUCCUGCGUAUGGACCCCCCGACCCACGCGCCACCCACGUUGCCUGUAUUUAUUACGUACUCAAGCUGCGCUGGGUGCUCAAGUCCGGACCCCCCGGUGGGUGGGUCUGUGGUGUUGGUCUGCCCACCCCUUCCUUUGUCCCAAUAAAGCGUGGGA
Messenger RNA from Neomonachus schauinslandi (Hawaiian monk seal), 3252 nucleotides. It is a transcript of the gene RUSC1, whose product is annotated as RUN and SH3 domain containing 1. NCBI's taxonomy places the organism in Eukaryota, Metazoa, Chordata, Mammalia, Carnivora, Phocidae. Gene Ontology annotation, molecular function: protein binding. The coding region runs from base 1 to 2718 and encodes 905 amino acids. The transcript is spliced from 9 exons. The record is from RefSeq and is a predicted model, not a curated record. Gene Ontology annotation, cellular component: cytoplasmic vesicle.